GCGGAGCGCAGCGCGAUGGCCCUGGCGGCGGCGGGUCGGGCCGGGCCGUGGCGCGCGGCGCUGGGGGCCCCGGGGCGCUGCUACCGCACCGAGCGCGGCGUCUACGGCUACCGCCCGCGCCGCCCCGACAGCGCCCGCGCCGCCCGCCCAGAUAGGGCGACAGGGGCCGUUGACCACGGUCUUGCCCGUUUAGUAGGGGCGUACCAUGAGCACGGCCACAAAGCCGCCAAAAUUAACCCUUUGUUUGCUGGUCAAGCGGUGUUGGAUAUGGUACCUGAAAUUCGAAUGCUGUUGGAAGUUCUUCAAGGGCCUUUCAACAUCACAGGACUUCUGAACAUGGGGAAGGAAGAAGUGUCCCUAGAGGAUGUGCUGGCUUACCUUGAUCACGUAUACUGCGGGCACAUUUCUAUAGAGACGAGCCAGCUGCCAAGCCCAGAGGAGAGACACUGGUUUGCUAAAAGGUUUGAGGAGCUAAAACAAGAAGCAUUUACAACCGAAGAGAAAAAGCAUUUGUCCAAGUUGAUGUUGGAGUCCCAGGAAUUUGACCACUUCUUGGCCACCAAGUUUGCCACGGUGAAGCGAUAUGGGGGUGAAGGAGCAGAGAGUAUGAUGGGCUUUUUCCAUGAGUUGUUCAAGAUGUGUGCAUAUAGUGGGGUGAUGGACGUAGUUCUUGGCAUGCCCCAUCGCGGAAGGCUUAAUCUCCUCGCUGGCCUGCUUCAGUUUCCACCAGAGCUUAUGUUUCGCAAGAUGCGCGGGUUGAGCGAGUUCCCAGAGAAUUCACCUGCGAUUGGAGAUGUCCUUUCCCACCUGACAUCCUCUGUUGAUCUAGACUUUGGAUCGCACCGUCCUGUGCAUGUCACCUUGCUGCCUAACCCCUCCCAUCUAGAAGCCAUUAACCCAGUGGCUGUUGGCAAGACACGGGGAAGGCAACAGUCAGUGCUAGACGGAGAUUACUCCCCAGACAGCUCUGCCCAGCCUGGAGACAAAGUCAUCUGCCUGCAGGUUCACGGUGAUGGUGCUUUCUCUGGUCAAGGGAUUGUUCCUGAAACGUUGACGCUCUCUAAUCUGCCACAUUUCAGAGUUGGUGGAAGCAUCCAUCUGAUUGUUAACAACCAGCUGGGAUAUACCACUCCUCCAGAACGAGGGAGAUCAUCACUGUACUGUAGUGACAUUGGUAAGAUAAUUGGGUGUGCAAUUAUCCACGUGAAUGCGGAUGAUCCUGAAGAAGUCAUCCGAGCCACACGCCUAGCUGUCGAAUACCAGCGCAACUUCCGACGGGAUGUGAUUGUUGACUUGCUGUGUUAUAGACAGUGGGGUCACAACGAACUCGACGAGCCGUUCUUCACGAAUCCCGGCAUGUACAAAAUCAUUAGAUCUCGUAAGAGCAUCCCAGAUACAUAUGCAGAGCAGCUAGUAGCUGGUGGACUCAUGACUGAGGACGAAGUAUCAGAGAUAAAGACAUCAUACUACUCCAAACUGAACAACCAUCUUGCCAACAUGACGUUGUAUACUCCUCCUCCCACCAACCUGCAGGCGCACUGGAGUGGCAUGGUGGAACCCACCGCUAGGAUCACCACGUGGGACACGGGUGUGCCUGUGUCGCUCCUCCAGUUCAUUGGAAUCAAGUCCGUGGAGGUUCCUGAAGAGCUCCAAAUGCACAGCCACCUUCUGAAGACAUAUGUGCAGGCAAGAAAACAGAAAGUGGAGGAGGGAACAAAAUUGGACUGGGCUACGGCUGAAGCAUUAGCUUUUGGAGCCCUGCUCAGCCAAGGGUUUAAUAUCCGAUUAAGUGGACAGGAUGUCGGCAGGGGAACAUUCAGCCAACGACAUGCAAUGUUGGUUUGCCAAGAGACGGACGACACUUACAUCCCUCUGAACCACAUGUCCCCAGACCAGAAGGGCUUCCUAGAGGUGAGCAACAGCCCCCUGUCCGAAGAAGCUGUGCUUGGUUUUGAAUAUGGAAUGAGUAUUGAGAGUCCCAAAUUAUUACCAAUUUGGGAGGCUCAGUUUGGCGAUUUCUUCAAUGGGGCCCAGAUAAUAUUUGACACUUUCAUUUCUGGAGGUGAAGCUAAGUGGCUCCUGCAGAGUGGAAUUGUCAUUCUUCUUCCCCACGGCUAUGAUGGUGCAGGCCCUGAACACUCGUCCUGUCGAUUAGAACGCUUCUUGCAGAUGUGUGACAGCUCAGAGGAGGGAGUUGAUGGUGAUAAUGUGAAUAUGUCAGUGGUGCAUCCAACCACCCCAGCACAAUAUUUCCAUUUACUCCGAAGGCAGAUGAUUCGAAACUUCCGGAAACCGCUAAUCAUUGCCUCUCCCAAAAUGCUCCUCAGGCUCCCGGCUGCUGUGUCAGGUCUUCAGGAAUUGGCUCCAGGGACAACGUUCCGGCCAGUCAUUGGCGAUUCAUCAAUUGACCCAAAAAGUGUCACCCGGGUGGUGCUGUGUUCGGGCAAACAUUAUUAUGCCUUGGUGAAACAGAGGGAAGCCCUUGGAGAACAGCAGCGCAGCACUGCCAUCAUCAGACUUGAAGAGCUGUGCCCUUUCCCUCUGGAAGCUCUUCAGCAAGAAAUGAACAAAUACAAGAAUGCCAAAGAUUUUAUUUGGAGUCAGGAGGAACCACAGAACAUGGGUCCCUGGACCUUUGUGUCACCAAGGUUUGAGAAGCAGUUAGCAUGUAAGCUCCAUCUUGUGAGCCGACCUCCCUUACCAGCUCCAGCAGUGGGCAUUGGAACAUUACAUCAGCAGCAACAAGAACACAUACUUACCAAAACGUUUGCUUAAAGCCUUUCUACUUAAACAGCUACAAUUCCCUACGUAUAAUAACUUUUUUUCAAAGAACUUGCAUGGAGGAAGAAAAACCACUAGGCCUUUUAGUCGCAAAAGGCAAGAACAAAUCAGGAACUGUUCUGUAAAGAGCAGGGAAAUCUUUAAAUGUACUGAUGCAAACAAACCUAUGCUGACCCCUGCCUGUCCAGCUCCGACUAGGCACAUCUACACAUACCCCCCACAGUGCAUUCGUUACUGUGCUGUCCUUUAGUACUUCCUUUAGGAGGUACUAAAGGGCAGCACAUUGUUAUUUUUAGCAGCUAUGGUGCCGUGGCGACGCACUAUAGCGAGGUAGCUCGUUGCUACAGCAACAUAGCGUCAGUGUCACAGUUUGUGCCUCACAGUCACCAUAGUGACAAGCUACAUCACCAUAGUGCAGGGGUUAUCAGUCGGGGGUACAUGUACCCCUGGGGGUACUUGGAAAGGCCACAGGGGGCAUGCGGUGCAGAGAAGUGGGGGCACUUCUGGUUUUGCCAGUGGCGCUUUUGGUUUUGCCACUGUGGGCGGGGGCCCCUCGCCUCCACUGCCCGUGGAUCAGCUGCCGGGGAACUCCCCUUCCAACCCCCCCGGCUGGGGGACUCCCUGCUUCUCAACCGGAUGCCAAAGAAGGUUGAAAACCCCUGCCAUAGUGGAUCACUACAGCAACAUGGCAUCUUGUAUAGAUGCACCCACUGAGGAUGAUUCUUACUGUCCUUUUGUAUUUUUUACAUUAUGUAAAAUCAAACCCAUUGUGAGAUCAGUGUGCGCACUGGAAAAAAAAAAUCAAUGUGUUUAUAAAGAAUUAUAUAAUAAAGAAACCCCCUAGUUCA
This is a messenger RNA of Alligator mississippiensis (American alligator), 3629 nucleotides long. It is a transcript of the gene DHTKD1, whose product is annotated as dehydrogenase E1 and transketolase domain containing 1. Gene Ontology annotation, biological process: tricarboxylic acid cycle. The transcript has 17 exons. The record is from RefSeq and is a predicted model, not a curated record. NCBI's taxonomy places the organism in Eukaryota, Metazoa, Chordata, Crocodylia, Alligatoridae. Bases 16 to 2775 code for a protein of 919 amino acids. Gene Ontology annotation, molecular function: oxoglutarate dehydrogenase (succinyl-transferring) activity; thiamine pyrophosphate binding.